Porites lobata is the source of this 20793-nucleotide messenger RNA. NCBI's taxonomy places the organism in Eukaryota, Metazoa, Cnidaria, Anthozoa, Scleractinia, Poritidae. The record is from the annotation of a GenBank genome assembly.
AUGGCGACCUUUCAUUGCGUUCAUCUGUGUCGUCGGCUGCGGACUUCACUGUUUUGUAGCUCAUCGACUUUCGAUCAACUUACUGUAACAUACCAGCUCAGUGUAAGGGGAAAUAUCGUAAUUCGAUCGUAUUCCAAUGUAGGAAAAACGGCUGCUUUUAUGACGAGGAGCACAAGGCGAGGUAAAUACUGGCAAUAAUUAAAGCUUAUAAGUUAACUCUUAAUUUUUAUUUGAGUGAAAGUUUCUGAGGGUGAUUGUGUUUUGGGUCUGAAUGUCAAAAGAGAACGUCUGAAUUGAGAAGAGCUUUUUUAGCUUGUGCAAAUGACUAAGGUUGAUGUCCAUAACAGGUAAUAAUGUUGAGGAGAAAUGAUUGAAUUUCUGUUUUUAAAAAAGUUGCUGGAAAGCUUCCUCUCCCUCCUCCCUCCUUCCCCGUGGGGUAGGAACUUGAACAAGUUUGAGCAUAAAGCUGCCGCUGUAUUGAAAUGAAACCGGAAACUAAAGUGGCUACCCAUUAGAGGACAAUAACUUGUACUUUAUGGCUUAGACCCUGUUUACACUGGCCCGGACAAAUUUUGGAGUGGACCUGUGCAACCCGUUCACCAAAACCGUGCAAAUUCUGUUGCAGAUUGCAAUACUGUUUGCCAUUCAAAAACUUGGACGGCUCCAUCCACAGGUCCCUUGUAAAUGAAAGGUGGAUCCGUGCAUGUUUUUAUCUGUUGAAGAAUUUUGUUUGGACCCAUGUAAAUGGGGUCUUAGUCAAUAUUUCAGACCUUCUAAUUCUCACAGUUUGAUUGGGGACUCAAGGUUUGGGCAGUCAACUCCUGGUCUCACAAGUUAGCCUCCAAAUCUCAUGUUGAAUAAGACUGGCUUGUUCCAGGCUCUCAGAUAGUGGGGAAGACGCAAAAGUAAAACUCAAUUCAGAGGAACCGACUAUCUCGGAGCCAGGAACAGGCUAAAUAAGGUAGAUGGACAAUUCUAGUAAGAACCGCAUUAUUUAAAAAAAUGUCUUUAAAAGGGACAAAUUAUUUUGGUGGGAAACCUGAGCCAAUUCCAACCUCAUUGCGGUAAAACAUAGGUUUGCUAAGGUCUAUGGGAAAGCCUUAUAGCAUACUCACUUGGCUAUAUUCUCGCUGUCCUAUCGACCUGAAUAGUGAAAUAGAAUCUUCUCAACACUGCCAGAAGAGUAACAAAAGAGUGAAAGAGAAGAGCACUAAUAGGGUAAAGAAUACCAUGACAAAAAUAAUCUGCCUUUUUGGUUUUAUUUGACACAUCUCCUGGUUUGAGGUCCCAAUCUCCAGGUGUUUGGGAGCUUUUUUUCAUACACUCCAGAUUUGCACGGUUAAGGGGCUGUAAGGUCUGAUCAUAUUGUAUACAGGUGAUGACCUUAACUCCCUGCCCCUCCCUCCCCUCCUCAGGCAUUUGUGAACUUGUACUUUCCCGCAGUAAGUUGGGCCUUUACCAUCAAAGUUUUGCUUGGGAGUGUGGCAUUUAUCUAUUCUCCAAGCUGUGUAAGAAUUUUUGUUUCAUUUUCAGGCCUUGGCCUAUUUAAAAGUACAUGUAAUUGACAGUAUUUUGGAAGCCAUUUGAGCAUUUCAAAAAUGCAAAGUUUUAUCCUCACUUGUGCUUGCAUAGCACAUCCCACAAGAUUCAACAUUUCAUUGAGAAAAGGAAGGUACAAACACAGAAAUUGUUUUCAUAGAGAGACCUAUCAAGUCAGAACUAAUGAAUUUGGUGGUGAAUUCCAAGGUUGCUGCCUUUAACAUAAUUAUUUUAUUGUAAAUGAAUUUGCCACUUUUAAGAGAAUUCAACAUAAAUUAUGUUAGGUUGUGGUAAAUUCUGUCUGUUUUUCAUAUUUCAAAAUUAAGAUGAUUUAAUAACCCAACAAUCAUUUCCAAGGAAAGUUGAUUGAUUGACCUCCAUGGUACUAUUUGAUUUAGUCACCAACAAACUUUUUGAAAUGACGGUAAAAGCACAUCGUUUUGGAAAGAAAGACCUUUUUUGGGACUAGCAUGCAUGAAAUUGCCCUGUUCAGGAUAGUGAAGACAAGACCUGGACUAUACCUUGUGCAGCUGCAUGUCCUGGGCAUGUACAGACCAGAAAGGGAAGUUCUUCCCCUCCCCCCCUCCCUCUCCUCCAAGGAUAAAAUAUCUUCAGUUGUCAACCCAACGUUCUGUGCAUUUUGAAUUAUUUUGAUUUAUGUAAUGGUUGUGAUUUCUUUUGUCCCAAAUUUAACUUUUAUUUUGUUUAGAAAAACAGAGAAGGCAAGAAAGACAACAGAAAAACAAAGAUAUACAGCACUGGAUGGCAAGAGUGAGUAUUUGUUACAUUUUAAUCUGGUCUGUAACUGGGAACUAGUGGGCUUAACAAAGAGAGCAAUUUGAAGAUUCUGACUAGUUAUUUUUAAACUUUGAGUUAAGGUGUUCAUUCGACAAACCAUCAUAUUAAAGCUCAGUUAUAUUAAGGAUUUAACAUUCUAGUGAAAAAUAUUUAAUGAUUAAUAGUGUUAACAAAUAAUGAUUACAAAUUGAACAAAUAAUGAACAAAAUUAUUAGAGUUUUAAGUGGUCCAAAAAAUGAAAAGAAUAGCAAGUGACAUAAAACAUUAAAAGGUAAAAAUAAUGUGGAGAAAGUAAAGGAUAAAAUUAGCUAAAGUUGGACAGGAAAAAUGAAACAUUCAAAAUGAAAAGUAACAUAAGUGGCAAAUAAAAAAGAAAAUAAAGUGCAAAUGAGGACUCUUGGCAAAUUCUAAUGUGCUUUUUAGCCAUCAAGGGACAUCAAUAAAGUGUGUUACUGUACACAUGUAAUAAUGUUGUUCUCAGUGCACUUCAAAUCAAAAAAGGAGAACUUGGAGAUUUUUUUUUGAGGUGCAGCAUGUGCCACUAAAGAAUUUAUAUGUUGUAGUUCAAUUUUUUUUCUGCUUUAAAUUUUUUUUGAACCAGUUCAAAAUUUUUAAACUGGUUUUAUUUUUUUAUACCAGUUUAAUUUUUUCAAAUACGUCACUUUUUUAUUUUACUCAGGGGGAGUUUAUUCUAUGUAAUCCUUAAGUAGUGAAUUAAGUGAUUAAGAUUAAGCACUCGUUUUACUGAUUAGGGUUAAGCAUUCAUUUUACUGAUUAGGGUUAAGCAGUCAUAGGGUUAGGGUUAGGGUUAGGUAAGGUUUGGUACCCAAUGCUUUUCCACUCAGUCAAAGAAACAACACCAGUAUUGGUACACAGUAAUGGCUUUUUAACUUCUUGAACCUCGGUAAUAAGUACUACUUGACAAAUUAUUUAAAUACACUACAUAGCUUUCUUGCAUGCUGCAGAAAAUGUCAGCUCAGUAGUGUAAUCAAGUUCAAUGUUCUGAGUAGUAGCUGUGCAAGGAUAUAAUCGGGUGGGUGAAAUUAAUGUGUUUAUUCUACCAAAUUUGGUCACAACACGUGCAUAGGUGUUUACAAUUUCUUCAACUUUUCCCAGAAGAAGAUUUGAAUGCAGAGGUGAUGUCUUGUCAACACGGUCAAAUUUUAUAGAGACAAUGUCUCCAACUUUAAAUUUUCUAGGCUGUUUUUUUUUUGGCUUUGGGUUACCAUUUCAUUGUUGUACUUUUCUUGAUUUUCAGUUAUUUUUUGUUGUUUUCUGGAUUGUUCCUCAUGAUGUUCACAUUCUCUAUGGCUUUUAAUACCAUAAACAGCCUCAUAUGGCGUCAUCUUUAUUGCUCGAUGGUAGCUUAUGUUUCUAGUAUAAGCUGCUUCUGAUGCUUUUUCACACCAAUUUUGAACACUUGUGGAAGAGGUGCUCAUUAUUAAUGCUCUCAUAUCCUCUUUCCAAGAUCGAUUUGAUCUUUCAACCAAACCUUGAGUGGUUGGUGUUUGUGGAGAACCAUGAGCCACUUGAAUGCGAUUUUCUUGACAAAAUGCUUCCAUCUUUUUGUUUGCAAAUUCUUUACCAUUGUCGGUAAGGAUUUUUUUCGGAAAGCCAUAGGUGUAGCAGUAGCGUUUGCAUCCGGUAAGUACUUCGUCGGCAGACUUGGCCUUCAGAGGUGUUACGUAAACAUACUCAGUAUGAUGAUCAGUUAUGUUCAUGGCCCAUGUGUGCUUCUCAGUACAAUCACAAGGAUAGUUGCGGAAGUCCAUUAAAUCUAUUUCUAAGAGAGAUAGAAAUGUCGGAGAUUGAAAAGGUUUAUCAACAAGCUUAACACGGCUAGUAACUGACUGCUGCUCCGCAUGAAUUGGGCACAGGCCAACAAAUAUGGCUACCACCUUCACAUUGACUGCGGAAUAGUUGUUACUGAUCCAUUUAGAAGUAAUUUGUCGACCACGAUGAGCAGUGCGAUUGUGAGCGAGGGACAACACAUUGUGAAUGUCUCUUUUAGGGACCACUUUUCUCUUGUUUUGUGUUAUUAUUGAGUUGUCUGAAUAAGCCCACUGCUUUCUUAUGACUGUUGAUUUUUCCCACUUCAACAGCAUGGGUUCUUCGGAUUGAAUUCCAAGCUGCAUCUCAGUCUGGUAUUUAAGAUAGGCUUUUGCUUUAUGAGGGUUGUCCAAUACUGUCGACCAGAAUCCAGUCGUAUCCUCUUGCUUUCCAUCGGAAAACCGGAAGUCUCGUGGUGUAAAGUCCUACCAAGUGUUUGGAUGCAUUGGACACGAAUAGAUUCCGAUGGAAAAGUUCAUUUUCUAUUCGUGAGAGACUUAGAAAAAUUCUGCUCAUGUUGGAUGAAGGGGGUGGAAAGUCGUUCCGAUGGAGUCCAUCGGAUCCAUUGGACACGAAUAGAUUCCGAUGGAAAAGUUCAUUUUGUAUUCGUGAGAGACUUAGAAAAAUUCCGCUCAUGUUGGAUGAAGGGGGUGGAAAGUCGUUCCGAUGGAGUCCAUCGGAUCCAUUGGACACGAAUAGAUUCCGAUGGAAAAGUUCAUUUUCUAUUCGUGAGAGACUUAGAAAAAUUCCGCUCAUGUUGGAUGAAGGGGGUGGAAAGUCGUUCCGAUGGAGUCCAUCGGAUCCAUUGGACACGAAUAGAUUCUGAUGGAAAAGUUCAUUUUCUAUUCGUGAGAGACUUAGAAAAAUUCCGCUCAUGUUGGAUGAAGGGGAUGGAAAGUCAUUCCGAUGGAGUCCAUCGGAUCCAUUGGACACGAAUAUAUUCCGAUGGAAAAGUUCAUUUUCUAUUCGUGAGAGACUUAGAAAAAUUCCGCUCAUGUUGGAUGAAGGGGAUGGAAAGUCAUUCCGAUGGAGUCCAUCGGAUCCAUUGGACACGAAUAGAUUCCGAUGGAAAAGUUCAUUUUCUAUUCGUGAGAGACUUAGAAAAAUUCCGCUCAUGUUGGAUGAAGGGGGUGGAAAGUCGUUCCGAUGGAGUCCAUCGGAUCCAUUGGACACGAAUAGAUUCCGAUGGAAAAGUUCAUUUUCUAUUCGUAAGAGACUUAGAAAAAUUUCGCUCAUGUUGGAUGAGGGGGUGGAAAGUCGUUCCGAUGGAGUCCAUCGGAUCCAUUGGACACGAAUAGAUUCCGAUGGAAAAGUUCAUUUUCUAUUCGUGAGAGACUUAGAAAAAUUCCGCUCAUGUUGGAUGAAGGGGGUAGAAAGUCGUUCCGAUGGAGUCCAUCGGAUCCAUUGGACACGAAUAGAUUCCGAUGGAAAACUUCAUUUUCCAUUCGUUAGAGACUUAAUAAGAUUCCACUCAUGUUGGAUGAGGGGGUAGAAAGUCGUUCCGAUGGAGUCCAUCGGAUCCAUUGGAAACGAACAGAUUCCGAUGGAAAAGUUCAUUUUCCAUUCGUUAGAGACUUAAUAAGAUUCCGCUCAUGUUGGAUGAAGGGGGUAGAAAGUCGUUCCGAUGGAGUCCAUCGGAUCCAUUGGAAACGAACAGAUUCCGAUGGAAAAGUUCAUUUUUCUAUUCGUGAGAGACUUAGAAUGAUUUCACUCAUGUUAGAUGGAUUCCACUCAUGCCAUGAGGGGGUGGAAAGUCGUUCCGAUCGAGUCCAUCGAAUCCAUUGGAAACGGAUAGAUUCCGAUGGAAAAGUACAUUUUUCUAUUCGUGAGAGACUUAGAAAAUUCCACUCCUGUUGUAUAAGGGGGUGAAAAGGCGUUCCAAUGGAAGCCAUUGUAUCUAUUAGAUUCGAAUAGAUUCGAAUGCCUGGAGAAGAACAUUUUCUAUUUGUAACGUCAGGUCAAAAAUUGUCAUCAUGUUGAACGAGGUGGAAAAGUGUGCAACGGAGUCUACUGCAUCAGUCUUUGCAGUGGAGAGGUUUAUAAGAGGUCGGGAAAAUGGGUAUGUAAUCUUAAUUGUUUGGUUCGCGAGAAAAGGCUAGUGAAGUCCGAUCAUCCAUCAAAAACUGCAUCGCAUCAUGAGGUAAUUUCUUUUUAAAAGCGAACUCGUAUUUGAGAUAAUUCAGUAUAACAAUAUCUGUGUAGCGAAUGGCGGUAGCGAUAUGCGUUCUCUAUUCGUCGAACUCCCGAAUUUCGACAUGUUAGUUCGUUGUUAUACUCCAGGAGAAGUGAAACAAGUCAAUUAGAUUUGACAAAGUGAGCGUGCUACAGGAUCAGGUAACGCGAACUGUUGGGAACGCGAAGGAUGCGAUCGAGGGGGACUAGAAACAAGAGUUGCCUGAUCGACAAAAUGGCCAAGAUGGCGCAUCUUUCGAUCAUUGACUUUCUAAAAGAAUUUACGAGUAAAGAAUUCGAACGGCUAGGAAAAGGUAUAUGGAAUUAUCUUAAAUUGCACUGUUCCUUGAAAAUGUGGAAUCUUUCGAUAUUAAAUCACAGCAUAAGAAAGCAAAAACGUAACCUGAAGUGCGAAUUUGGAAUUCCUCCGAGGGAAGAAUCGACGGAGUUAUCUAUUUUGAAACUCGUAAAUGGAAUCUCUCAGUAGGAUUUUGGCAUCCCUCCGAAGGAGACGUUUCAGAAGGGGUUUGGUAUCCUUAGAAGGAGGUGUGUUGCAAAUGGAAUCCCUCAGAAGGACUUUGGCAUCCCUCAGAAAGAGAUGUCUUUUGCCUGAGAUUUUGAUCCAAAAGUAAGUAGCCAGGAAAAUACCUGACUAUUCAUUAUCCUCAUGUACUUACAGUUACUAUACGCACCACUGCAUGCAAGUACAUGCAAGUAGACCAGUUGGCAAUUCAUUAUAAUGUGUUAGAGCUGUAUUGAAGUGUAGUUUUUAACAUUUACUUACCCAAGUGAUGAUAAUUGUGCAAGUCUAGGUUCGUUUAUGAAAUGGUUUGGAACUCCUCAGUUCCUUAAAAAUGACGAAUCUUUUCAUAAUAAAAGCAUAUUAAUGAAGCAUAAACCUUAUGUGCUGAUCAAUUGAAAAUUUUAACAUUCCCCCUGCCCCCCACCCCGGGUAUUUGACACACUAUUUUGUGGUAAAUUGUCAUUGUUAUCAUUGGUAGAAAUACGCCCAACUUACUUUUAGACGUCCAAAACACUCACCAUAAAUUAAUCCACACCCCAAACUACAGGCAAAAGUACCCUGGGUGUGACACGGUGUGAUCCCCCCUUUGAAAAUUCCUAGCUAUGCCCCUGAUGUUUUGUUGAUAUUAUAUUUUUGACAGGAUCAUGCAAAACUGGAAAUUUCAAAUCUCUUUUCUGUAAAUUGAUCCUUUAGUUCCAGACCUUUCAAGGCAAGAAGGAAGGUUUUAAAUAAUUGUUUGGAGGGAGUUAGAUUUUGCGAUUCCCUCUUUAUACAAAGAGGUAAGUUUUAAAUUCAAUUCCGGCCAUAGUACCACACUGCAUUACAAAUCAGAAUUUCUCAAGCUCAGUUGGAAUUUGAGAUCAUAUAUUUUUGUUUUGUCUUGUCGCUUUACACUUGAAAAAAAAAAAAAGAAUAACGAAUGGUGCUGGCUAUCCACAACGUCCAUCCAACAUGGAUUUCAGUGAAAUUUGUUUUUGCUUUUAAACUUAGAUGAAACUUUAUUGUGCGUUUAGUCGAGUGCACUUAUAAAUUGGGUCACGUUGGCUGUGUAAUUUCCUUUUCUAUCGUAGGUAUGGCAGACAAUGAUAGCGACGAGGAACCGGUCUUUUCUUUAACUAUAUAUGCUAGCUUUGGCAGGAGUGAUGAGAUCAGCUGAUCUGACAAUUUUAAAACCUUCCUUCUUGCCUUGAAAGACCUGGGACUAAAGAAUCAAUUUAUAGAACUGAGAUCUGAUAUUUCCGCUUUUGCGUGACCCUGUGAAGAAUAUGAUAUCACCAAAACAUCAUUGUAAUGUUCUGUUUUUAAGAGCUUGGGAAGAUCUGUAAACCGUUCAGGACAUUUUUUUACCAAAUUCUGACCUGCAACCUGCAAAUUACACCCCUCGAGUGGAAAUAUAACCAUGGCCAUGUAAUAUUUUUAGAGGCAAUAAAGAUGUCACCUAAAAUUCCAAUUUUCCCUCACCUGAGAUCAUGCUCUGAGAACCGCUAAAAUUGGACCUGAUCUCAGGUUAAAUUUUCCCAUGGGCAACCAAUCAAAAAAAGCAAAAUAUGUUGAAUCGAAAAUAAUGAUCUUUUUUAAAUGCCCUCAAACUUACUCCAUUUUCCAUAAAGUAUUUACUUUUUGUUAUCUGCUAUACCUGAACAAAGUGGGGAGAACCCAAUCUGCAACAUAAAUAUGUACACAAUGCUAUUUUCUGUCAUGGACUUCUAUUUGACAAUGCAACAAUCAAAUAUAACAGAUUUUAGUGAAAGGAUACUCUUAAAAGUUUAUUAUUACAAUAACACGAGUAAUAAUUUGUUCAUUGUAGUUUAGAGGAAUAGAAUGAAAGUCUCCAGCACGGAAAAAUUAGUCUAAAGAAAGCUCUGAUUUAAGACAAGAAUGCAUUUCAGCUACAGCACAUACACCACAUAUAGCAUCAGGUAUAGAAUAUAAUUUCUGCAAGUUUGUCUUGAUUUUGAAUAAUAAACUACCAGAAGGUGUUAAACAAAUUUCAGUAAUUAUGUUGGCAUGAAAUGACCUUGAUACUAUAUUUUUUGCUCAUGAUCAGAGAGAUUUUUCUUACAAAACUUUUUUUUCCAACAAAAUUAAUCUGCAGAAUAUCACCCUCCCCCUCCAAUCAAACUGAGUCUGGUAUUAGGGUGUGUUUUGCAACUCAGAAACUCUUAUGGCAGUGGAUAAAAGCAGAUAGAAAAAGAAACUCUCUGGCAACAUCUGAUGUGAGGAAUUCUUCUAUGUUAUUUUAGAAAACACAUUCAAGCCAAAACAGGAUGAUCAAGCUAUGUCCUCUUUAUGUCAGAUAUUUGACCUCUACUGGGCCUCUUAUGACUUGUCAUGCCCUCAAGAGAAAAAGAGAGAAAGAAAAUAGUUACAGUGAGGUACUGUAAUGCAUGUAACUGUUGACUUUGGAAUUGUUAAAAAUUUUAUUUUAAGAGUUUGUUGAACAGAGCCAGAAUUAAGGUGGCUUGACUGGAUUUAGGGGGGAUACCCCCCAAUUUUGAGCAUUAACUAUGUCAGCAUGAGUAAAGAUAUCCAUGGGAAAAAGGUUACCCCAACUGUAUUAUAUAAAGAUGAAAAUUUCUUAUGAUCUGGGUUUUAUUGCAAUUAUCGGAGUCACCAUGGCAAUGUAAUGACACCAUUACAUUUUUUAUUUAUCUUUGUGUUUCUCUGUACCAGGAGUGUUUUUAAGAAAACGCUUAAGAGAUUAUGUACCUGCCAUAAUUGCCUCAAUUAAGGCAUUUUGGAAAUACAGUGUAUUUUCAAACAAAGUUUUAAGAAUCAUAAAAGCAGUGAAAUAGCAUGCUAUCCACACAACUAGCUAAUCUUUUAAGAAAAUCACAGCAACUCUUUCUAAAAGUUGCUGUGAUGUUGUAACCCAAGUAAGAUAAUUAAUUGUGAAAGGUUUGAACCCAGGAGUCAUUUCAAAAGCAGGUUGAGUUUGAUUGUCCGGGUGAACGUAGUCCUGAAUAGGACUGUUGUUGUUGACAGUGACUGACGUUUCGACAGCCUGUGUGGUAGUCAUCUUCAGAGUCAAAGUGAGUUGUAUCACAUCAGUUGAUGGUAUUAUACUCUGGUUAUUAAUCUGGUUGGUCAAUUACGUUGCAAUGUUAUUGGUCAUCUGUCAGUUAAGCCGUGAUGUUAUUGGCUAUGAAGACUCGUAAUCAGUAAUCGAUCCGUCUAUUGUCACAGUUAAACAGUCGUCUAUUGUUAGUCAAAUUGUCAGUUCUCCAGUAGUUCUCUCAUACAUGUAGUUAGUUGUAUUACAUCCUACAUGAUGAGCCGUGAUGUUCACCGUUUCGAUUCUCACUGCUAUCCAUGAGACAAGGCAAUUAUUAGCAUUUUCCGGAUAUUUCUUUGGAAAGUAAUUAUUUAGAGUUCUUUUAAAUGUAAAUUUAUUUCUUUUGCUAAUUGUACAUGUGCACAUAUAUGAAACUUGAAAACAAUGCCACUGAAUAAUGAGGACACUCACUAAGGGAAAAUAUGGUUAUACAUGGUUGUCAAAAGUAGCCGGCUGCCGGUGAAAAGUGCCACCUUCUUGGUUAGUAUCGGCCGGCUACUCUGCUUGGCAUUUCUUUGCAGAUGACGUUUUUUAAAUAAAACAUCCCUGGACUGGCUGCUUACUUUGACAACUCAGUCAUCUACUUCAAAACUUUCUGACAACCCUGGUUAUAUUAAAAGCCUUCACUGUUUUCAAUGUUCUUGGAACUUGCAGGGUAUAUUUAUUAACAAUUGACCUUGAGAUUGGUAAGUUUAUGAAAAAAUUUAUCAAGUGCUUUUUUGAAUAAUGUGAAAUUUGUAGGCAUGGACCAAAUUAUGUGCAAAAACUGUAACAAAAGCAGCUGAAUGCAGGUUAUUGAAAUUCUUCUCACUCGCGUUCGCCCAGAGCAAUUCCCCUCUUUUUAUUUGUACACAGUUUUCAAUGGAAUCAAAUCAUCAUGAUUAAUCAUUAUUUCUUAACAUAUUAGCUAAUUGUGUGGAUAUAUAGCAUGCUAUUUCACUGUUUUUAUGAUUCUAAAAACUUGUUUCAAAAAAUUUCCAAAAUGCUCUCACAGAAUUUGUUCAAACUUUGCUAUAAUUGAAGCAAUUAUAGCAGGUACAUACUCCCUUAAGCCUUUGCUAAAAAACACUCCUGGUACAGAGAAACACAAAAAUAAAUAAAAAACAUACUGGUUUCAUUAGGUUGCCAUGGCGACUCCAUUUGCAAUAAAACCUAGAUAAUAAGAAAUUUUCAUGUUUAUAUAAUACAGGAAUGUUGUGGUAGCCUUUUUCCCAUAUCUUUACUCAUGCUGAUGUAGUUAAUGCUUAAACUUGGAAGGUAUUCCCCCUAAAAAAUCCAGUCAAGCCACCGUAUUUAAUUUUGUUUUCUCUGUCAUACCUUUUUCUUGCAAUCUUUCAUAGGUAAAGAGAGAUGAGGAAGUGAAGAAACCUAUCAGGUCUGGUUCCCCCAAUGACAUUAGGAACAAGGAGGAUAUCUCAAAAAACGAUCAGAAAUCUCCCCUGUACCUACUAAAGCUGUUAUCCCACCUCCCAAUUCUGACAAUGAAGAUAACAAGUGAGGUCUUAUUUGCAGAAGGCAGCUAUUCCUGAAGAAGGCACAGAUGGUGACAGGUGAAAGAAGGGCAAAGGGACGGGCCUUGCUGGAAGCUUUGGAAAGGCCAGGCAUCAGUCAGCUUCAGGUGCGGGAGUUCCUAGAGCUGGCUGAUGAAAACGGACAAGUGAGACCAGCCCCUUCAAAGCAGUCUGAUAAACCUUUUUUCAUUCCUGAGUCUCCUUUGUAAUAGUUAUCCUUUUAGUUCAGCUCGUCGUUGUUUUGUUGUUUUUGUUUUGUUUUUUAUCCCAUUCCUCUCCUGGGAAUUUUGCGGAGAAACUUGUUUUGAAGCUAGUGGCUUCGUUUUGUAGUCACUGUUUGGCUUAUGAGCUAAAUCUUACCAGAAGACUGUUUAAAGGUCGUGUAGUUCACAGUGUUCAGUUACAGAUGCAAAUUGAAAAUGUUAUUUUCAAAAGUUGGGGCAUGCAUAGAAAGCAUGAGAUGGUUUCGUGGUUUUAAAGUAACACAGCUGCAGUCACAAAUUUCGCUUUCCCUUCAUUAUUCGCUUUUAUUGCUACCCUUUUUUUCUUUCAAUGGACACUACUGUUACUGGCUUCAUUUGGGUGGGGAAAUAUUGGGAAAGCUUUUAAAUAGUAGAAUAGCAGGAAGUGAUUGGUUAAUUGGAACAUAAUUAUUUUUGCAAUUUUUAAAUCAAUGUUACAUGGUUUUUUUGUCUUUUCCUCUGGCCCCCUGUACUGAAUAUUUGUGCUCACUCUUCCUCUUCUUCAAAGCUUUCUUUGACAAGGGCAUUGAGAAUGGAAUGAAAGCAGUGCAGUGGCUAUAAAGCUAAUAAAAUACAGUGCAUGAUGCAAUGCCAAAGAAAAUUUUUUGUUAAGUACUGUUAUGAGAGGAGAAGUAAUAGUAAAGACCUUUACUAGCUUGUGGUUGCUACCGCAGGUGCUAUGUUUCCCCAAUGUAGGUCAUGUGUGACAACAUUUAGGGCAUGGAAAUCAAGCCUAGCCAUGUGAUGGUGCUCCAAAAAAUGCUUUCUUUAAAAUUGUGUACAAGUCACAUCAAUAAUUUUUGGACACAAGACCUAUAUAAAUUUUAAGGUUAUGAUGGGUAAAUUGUGGUGAGAACACCUCUUCAUUCACACUGGGGGAAAGCAAAACACAAGCUAAAAGGAAUUUACUGUCUCUUCUUAAGAUGUUAUACCACUGUCUAAUAUUCAGCAUAAAAGCUACAAUCCUGCAUUGAAAGUUUUUGGAACAAUGAUUGAGUAUUUGUAAUUUAUUUGUGCCCUGGCUCAUAGCCAGGUGCUACCCUUUUGAAAAAUACCCUGUGUUAAAUCUAUCAAUGUUUCCCCACACCCUUUACAUAUUGAAACUGUCUGCAUAUAUCCGACAUAUUUCCUGUAGGGUGCAGAAUAGGGUUGGGCAUGCAUGAUUUUACAUGAAAAACACAAAUUAACUCUAACUUGUUAUAAGAAAUUUGUCCAUGCUUUUCUCAACAAAGGUAUGAUUAAUAGCAAUCCAACAGAGAAGGAUCAGUAAGCCUUGCUGGAAGCAGUGAAAUAUUGUUUCAACAUGAGAAGAGAAAUUUCAUAUUUCCGAGCGGCCAUGCAAUAUGUUCCAUUUAUUUUAUACCACUGAAAUACUUAACCAUUUCACUUAUUAAAUGAAUAAUUUUUUUUCUGUAAAAGGUGUGAGUUGUUAUAUUGUACCAUAGCAGUGGUGAUCUUUUGACAUGCAAAGUAGACUACGUGUAGUCCCCAUUUUCCUCAGGGAUAGUAGAGCGAGUGAACGCGGCGGCGGCGUAAAAUCACCCCACGCGAGAAAAAGCGCGGCGUGGGGUGAUCUUCACGCCUGCUCGCGUUUCGCUCGCUCUACUCCCCUGAGGAAAAAUGGGGACUAUUUGUAGUCUACAUGCAAAGAUAACUUACUUGUUAUUUUGACAUGUGAAGAUAUCAUGUUUUCGAACACAAGCUCACCCAAUAUUUCAUUGGCGUUUAUAAAAAUAUGAUAAAAAGCAUAUUUCUUUCAUUUUUCUGAAUGGGACCCUUAGGGACCAGUCAUAAUUUAAGUUGGAGGGGGGUGGAGGAGAAAUUGGGGGCCUUCAAUUUUUUUUGGAUGGAAUAUGGGGUGCCUUAAAAUGCCAAAAGAUGACCUUGGGGGGGUCUUCAAGUUUCUUUUAAGUAGCAUCCCUACUGAGCAGCAUGAUGUUUGAGCAUUAAAGGACCUGAUUUUGAUUCAGUUUUACACAAAGUCCUCAGAUAUUGUGUAAUACCAAAACAAUUUAAUCAGCAUUUUGACAAAAAGAUUUAAUGCUCAAAUAGUAGGUGCAUCAACACAACAUCCAUUAUUGUGUAACACUGAAACAAUUUCAUUGGCAUUUAAACAAAUGAUUACAUGCAUAAAGUCAUGUUAUGCAAUCUCACUAUCGGAAUCAUUAUUUGUAGAUGAGGUUGAUGUGGACUCACUGUCUGUGUCACCGUCAAGUUUUUUGCUAUUAGAGCAUGUACUGCUCAUAUAAAAAGCAGUAGGCUGAUUAUCUUCUUUCUUCCUUGAAGCCGUCCUGUCAGCCUCUCACCUUUCGAUGGCUUGUCUUAUCUCAAUUAUAACACAAUCACGAAUAUAUCCUUGCUCUAUAAGCUGUUUGAGAGGCUCUAGGUGAAAUCUCUUUCUCAGUUUAGUGUGAAGUGCUUCUCUGUUGUUAGUUGGCACAUUCGGAAGUGACAGUUAGUAAGAACGGUAAAGUAAAGAAAAUGUUAUUUGUUAUUACCAUUUGGGUAUUAUGUAUAAGAAAGGGGGGCCCUUAAAUCUUUUAACAUGAUUGAAGGGGGGUACCUAAAAAACAUGAGUGCUAUUAGUGGGGGUCUGGAAAAAAUUUGGAAUAAAAAACAAUUUCUCCUCCAUCCCCCCCUCCAACUUAAAUUAUGACUGGUCCCUUAUGGAAGAGAUCUAGAAUCAUCCAGCUUCAAUUUCUGUCUACAGCUGGUUGAUGUGUGAAGUGACCAGCACUGAUUUAUGUAAUGUUUUAUAUAGCUUUUUAUCACUUAAUGUUUUUUACUAAGUAUUUUCAAAACAAAUAAUAAUUCAAUAUUGCUCAGGUUUAAAACUUCAGCUGUUCAAUAACUUCAUACAUUUUGUAUGUAAUGUCAGUUUCAAUGUUAUGCCUACCGCCUACCAGUAUGUUUCUUUUAAUAAUUCUACUCAAGUGUAGCUCAUAUUAUAGUUACCAUUAAAGAACGAAGCAUAUACUUGUGUACUGUCCUCGUUUCGCAGGGCUUUUGCCCCGUUUCAUAGCUUUACGAGACUCGUGGCUUUAAGCGUGCCAGUCCGUCUCGAAUAAAGGGCCUAGGGGACUUAGUGUUUAAAGAACGAGUUAUGUUAGGUGGGUACCGUGCUUGUUUCGACACGUGGGUUUAAGAACGCGUUAUGCCAUUCGCGUAGCGUGCUCGUUUCGGCUCAUUGCUUUAAGAACGAGUUAUUAUUUUUGUGUAGCGUGCUUGUUUUGACUCAUCGCUUUAAGAACGACUUAUGUGUCCGACGUCCGUGCUUGUUUCGACUCAUGGCUUUAAGAACGAGUUCUGUUGCCUGUUAGGCUUGCCAUUCUCGACUUAGGGCUUAAAGAACGAGUUAUGUUACACGUUCAGUGUUCUUGUUUUGACUCAUGGCACGACUAGACUUCCUGAGAUUCCAUUGGAAUCGAUGUGUUUCCAAUGGAUCCGAUGGACUCCAUCGGACGACUUUCCAACCCUCCUCUAAGUAUUGUUUACACUUCCGGUUUCAUGUCAUGACUAAACUUCCGGUAACUCAAGUGGACUCUACUGAACUUCCGGUUUCAUUUUUCGACUAGACUCCGUCGGACUCCAGGUUUUGUCCACUGGAAUCUGGUCGAGAGUAUUGGACAUGUGUGUGCUUUAUCGAAGAAUGAAUCCUCGAUAAAGAGCGUUAUCUGUGAUUCGUUUUUGGUCUGUUUGUUUUUCAAGGCAUCCAACUGCUCUUGGUACACACGGUACAUGUACAUGAGGUUCGGCCAUGUUUCGAGCUCUAAGUCCCACUCUAGACCAAAUGCGCAUGUUUUUUACUGUAUGAAUAUUUCAAGAACAAAUUUGGCCGAGCGGAGGGGAGUCUGGGACUAAUUACUUAUAAUACCAACAAAUAUUCAUCGCUCUCCAAAGAAUUCUACCGUGGUCUAAUGGAGAGAAUGGAUGGCAACAGAUCUGGAGGUUGGUGGUUCAAAUCCUAGUAAGAACAAUAUCAAAGUGAAUAAAUAAGUAGCGUAGAGGCAGAGUGGUAAAUAAAUCAGGGGGGUAAAUGAAAGAUCCUGUGGGGUGGUAGGCUAGGAUAAAAGAGUAAGAGGAGAUGUGUAGAUGAUAAAUUGCAGGAAAAGUUCCAUCCUUCCUCCCUCUUCUCUUUCAUCUUGCAUCUAAUUCUUUUUCAGAACCCCCCUUAAAAAGCCAAGCCCCAAUUUUUCAUCCACACCCCAAAAAGAAAAGGCCCUUUUUCAGACAGUUGAUUAAAAACUGGUUAACAAAAAUUAAACUGGUUCAAAAAAAUUGAGCUGGUUUGGAAAAAAAUAAACCAGAGGUUAAAAUUGAACUACAACAUAUAUAUUUGUGUAGGUGUUGAUGUGUAUCAUCACAUCAUCUUUAACCCUUAUAGAACCCUACCAGAGGAGUAAAAAUGGCAACUGGAUUAACAGAUUGGCCUUCAGUGUAUUCAGGAGCCAAGUCAUAUCACCCAUCAGUUGUACCUAUUUUCUUUAGAAUGGGGCGAUUGAAGCACAAUAGACCUGGAUUUGCUCUCCCUUUAAGAGCACUGGGAAACCUAGAGCUUAUGAAGGUAUGUUAAAUUGCUUCACAAUAUAUUUGUACACUAUGUCAUUAUUGUCAUUAUGAUUAAUAGUCAUCAUUGUUGGUAUGAUGAUGAUGAUGAUGAUGAUGAUGAUGAUGUUUUCUAGUAAUAGCCAAAGGUUACGGAGUGUGGGUGACAACGAUCUAAGGUCAAACGCUUUCGCUACAAUGCAGUGAGUGCUUUGCGCAGGUUUGUCGUGACAGAUGGUCAAAACACACAUGAUCAGGUAACGAGGGGUAGAAGGUUGAAACACGUGUGAUCAACCUGCGUUCUGUGCAUUCCAUUCAUUUUUAGUGGAAGUCGAAAUGAAUGCUGGCCACACUCAUGCAACCCAUGCAUAAUUAACAACCUGGAGAUUAGGAUUGCGGGCUCUUCAUGUUGCCCGCAAUUAUUAUUAUUAUUAUUGUUGUCAUAAUAAAUUGUUAUUAUUAGCUAAUUUAAAAGAAGUAAGUAACUGCAGUGUGAUGAACAUAAGAGGUACAAUAAAUUAUCGGUGGAUUUGGUCUGUGACUAUUAAUACUGUGCUACAUUUGUUAUUAUUUGGCUUUAAAAUUUUUUCUUAAAAAUGCAGUAUUUACCAAUUGAAAACUAACAUAUUCAGCUGGUUAAUUGAUUGAGAUUUGUUUUAUGCAUUCUCCAUUUAGAUACCCAACUUUUUUCACUUGAGUCUACCUGCCAUUGAAAGGCAUUGUCAAGCUUUACAGCGUAAGUUCAAUAAUUCUAUCAUUAAUGAUUUCAAAUAGCUUUUAAUAUGAAAUCAUUUUGAGAAGCAUCACUCUUUGCUUGCAAGCUGUUGUCCAGGCAGGUAUAUCUCUGGUGGAAGGUCUGAAGCAACACUUUGAGGCUGAAAGAGUUGAGACAUCUCAUCUCUUUCUUUUCAGCAAGUGAGGGAGACAUCUCACUGGUCGAGUUCAAUUCACUUAAGACGAAUAGGUCCUUUGCAACUAGUCAUUCACAGGGUACAAAACCGCCAUGCUGGAGAGCAACGGAUGCAGUGCGACAAGCCAACAAACACCAUGUGAAUGACAAGCUGCAAAGGGCCUGUUAUGGAGGAGAAGCUUCUUCCUCACAGUCAGGCAACUGUUGCAAAAUUGCAUACUUUUCUUAUUUUAUUUAUUUGUAACUUCAUCUGUUUUGCUGUCAAUGUAGCACUUUGUACAGAAUGGCCAGGUUCACUCGAACUUUCAUCAGUUCCUCUACGAAUCACAACAAGAAAUUAUCUAUUUGCGGGGCCCUCACUUUACCACCCAGGAUCAAGAAAAGUCAAACUUCAGGUGUUGUAAAAUGUUGUAAAAUUUUUGCAAAAUGUUCAAACCAAUGGCAGUUUUAAGGACUGCUUGUAACAAGGUGAUUGUCAUCUUGUUGGUCCCAGUGAUGGAGAAUUUAUCAGAAAACUUCUACCCAGGGGCUUUAAAAAGAUAUGUGGUUUUCGCUUUAUCACCACCCUACCCCACAGUUAAGGUUUGAAGUUAAGGAGUCAAUACCCUCCUCUCAUAAUUGAUUUAACUGACUAAAGUUAACGGAGAGAUUGUUCGCCAAAGGCAAUGCAUAGCUAAUUCAAUCUUUCCAAAGGCGGCGUGAAUGUGUGAUUGUAAAGUUAAUAAUAUUAAAAGUACCAUUGUUAUUAUAUAAAUGGUGAAAAAUAAGAUAUUUAUUGUUGAGUUUUGUAUUUCCCUGUAAAAUAUAACAUUUGCAGGUUAUUUACAGGAAAAUGCAAUUUUGUUGUUGUCCCGGGGUGGGGCAUUUGCACACUUUUUUUAGCCCCACCAUGGGUUUUUGCAGCUUUUCCAAAAAAACAAAAAUGAUAAAUGCCCGACAAAAACCCGGGGAUGGAUGGGCACCCUUGGAAUUGACUGAGCCUUAACACUAUUCGAUCUUUUACCUAGUUCCCUUGCGACCGCAACACUACACCUCCCCUUUUUUAGAGUGCGGCAGAAAGUCCUUGUAAACAGUGUUCCAUGUAAACGUUUGAGCUUGCGCAGACCGUUGGGGUCCUGUCCGCUUGCCUGUACUUCUGCUCCCGGCAAAACUGGAGAUGGGUUGUCGGUUGUGUUGUAGGGGUACAGAUCCGACGUUUUGCUUUCCUUUUUUUGAGUUUCACUUUUUGUUCUGCCGUAAAAGGGUGUGGUCUUCAAUCACUAUCGAGCUUGUGAAACAUUUCUUCUUUUUUUUUAGGCUGCGUAAUCUUUUAUCUGCGUUUUCUUUGACGCGUCUUUCUCUUUUCAAGUGACUGAUUCUAGCCAUGGACCAUUAGAAUGCAAGGAUUUUUGCAUCGUGUUUCAGUUGUUGUUGUGUCUUUUUUAUGCUUUUAGGACAUCUUGUGUGUUUUUGAAAGUAAAAAGUUAAAGCAGCCUGUAUGACAGGCGUUCGAAAGCAAGUGAACACCUCCAAUUAUUGUGCUAUAACUGUAACAUGUUUAGAAAGAAGCCAGGAAAUGACUUCCGAUUUGCGUCACCCACUUAGAUUAGCCGCCCAUGCCUGCUAUUUGCAGGUAGAGAGCAAUGUAAAUUUUCGUUUUUGAUGUUGAAGUGUUGAAAUAAAUCAAACCUGAUCUGUAAACUUCAUAAUUAUAGGUUUAUGUAACAGAUUUGGUUUUGGAUGAGCAUGCAAAGAAGAAGUUAAUACAACUUGUGGGUCCUCGUUACAAUCCCGACAAUGAUGAGCUCACCAUUGUGGCAGACAGGUACAUUUAGUUGUACAAAGUAAUCGCUGUUUAGUGGUUCAUUCAGACAUGUAAACAAUAUAACACCUUGUAGCUCAACCUCUCUUUCUCGUUUAAAGAAUUAGACCAUCUGUAAAGUAGCCAUUGUAAAACCUAAGAGUUAACUCCAUAUCUUUUGAGUCAGCAGGUGACUGACAUUUCAUGUAACACCCACCACGUAACGGUAUAGCCUUGAAGUAGACUCAUUUCCAGUAGUUUCCAAGGUCAAAUUGGAUGAAAACACACUGAACACAGUGCAGGACUUAAAUGGCCGUCAGCCUUCCCAAAAUCUCCCACGACCCCAAUUUUUUCCCAGGAUUUUAUGUCUGUAGUUUACUUAUACUAUUGAGUUACCUCUAAGGCACAUGUACGGCAUAUUUAUUUGUUGAUGUUAAACAGAUUAUUCAUUUAGCAUCGGGAGACAACAAUGCUGUAACUUUGUAGGUACAUGUAAUUCUUAAACGAAACAACUUCAGAGCGAUCUAAUCCAGCUUUUUUUUUGCUGAGAAUUCACUAGAUGCCUAUAACAGGCGUACAUUGCAAAGCAUUGGUGUAAUAUUUUGUAAAGUGUGAUGAUUUUUAUAAUCACACUUUUUCUAUGCUAGGCGUAUAGCCACUCCUGUCCUAAGGGACAGAUAUAUUGCAGCAGUAACUUAAAACUCGAUAGGGCUUUGCCUCAGGCAUCCCAUUAAUUACCCUGCUUGGCAAAAACAGUGUCAGGUCGUUUCAUCUUCGCUCUUUCGCUAACGUAAACUCUUAUAUCUGUCAUAUGUACCGGGUAAUUUAUGUCUCUUAGAGUGUGUCAUUGAGAGAAAGCAAUUUUCAACCAGUUUUCUAUUAUUUCGUUUUAGAUGCCCCACACGGAAACAGAACAAAGAUUAUGCUAUGUACUUGCUGACGGUGCUUUAUCACGAGUCUUGGGUUAGUAUUAUUAAUGUGAAGAGAGUAUGUUUACUGAACUCUGAACUCACACCGGCCAACAUCCACACGACUCUUACUCAACCCAAUUACUACAGCUUGUAUUUUCUUGGGGCAUGGCUACUUUUCUCUUUAUAAGGUACUACUUGUCCGUCACAGAAUCGCUCCAACCUUUAUGUAGCCAGUAGCCAUUUAUACACAUCCUAGGUGGACGGCGAGUGUGGAACAAAGUAUCUUGACCAGGGCUAUAAAGAAAACAAUAUGAAACCCCAGUAUUAUAUUGUUAGUACCCACUUCAUACACCUUUGACAAAGUAAUCGACUUGGUGAAGAUAGACAAGAGCAUAGAAAUCACCAUAGAGUUGGUUGGAACCUUCUUGUACAACAGCCCCUGUCUCUCAUGGUCUCUAUUACUUUCUACGUACAGAAAACCGAGCCAUGGGAGACUGAGAAGAGUAACAAUGUAGAGGAAAGCGAGGAGGAAGAAGAAGAAGAAAAAGCAAGGAAGAAAAGAAAAAAUCCGAAACGUGUUCGACUGAUUGAUGGCACUCUGUAUAGGAUGAACCAGUAUGGCAAAUAUUUUAAGAUGCAAUUAAAAGUGAAAGAAUGAACCAAGGUCAAAUACGAGCCUUAUGAUUUGAAGUCAGUUUGUGUUGUCACGAGACCAGCAUAUCUGAUACAACGACUAGUCAAUUUUACCUAUUGUAAGUCAUUCCUUAUUGGUGCGGUGAGUGAUGCUGAAUCACCUUACCUAACAGAGCUUCUCUAUUCCCAGAGGAUUUAUCAAAGCAAAGGAAAAACUAGUUUUAUCUGAAUCGUCUGAAUCAACAAUCUGUGAAGAUAUAACGGAGGAUUUCAAUAAAUUUCUCAAGUUCAUAUGCAUAUCGUACAUGUAACCAGUCGACUCGUGCAACAUUUAUAUUCAACCC